Eremomyces bilateralis CBS 781.70 is the source of this 1410-nucleotide messenger RNA. RefSeq lists its product as uncharacterized. Gene Ontology annotation, biological process: regulation of transcription by RNA polymerase II. Gene Ontology annotation, molecular function: DNA-binding transcription factor activity, RNA polymerase II-specific. Gene Ontology annotation, cellular component: nucleus. The transcript is spliced from 2 exons. Bases 376 to 1134 code for a protein of 252 amino acids. Lineage: Eukaryota; Fungi; Ascomycota; Dothideomycetes; Eremomycetales; Eremomycetaceae. The record is from RefSeq and is a predicted model, not a curated record.
UUUGCCUACAAAUUCAAUUAGAAUAGAUAUAAAUUUCAAUCGGUUGAUCUAUUGUAGAGCAAAGUGAUCUAUACGUUGUGUAUAUUUGGUGUUGCAAGCUGACCAAAAUAGGGGCUGACGAAGAAGAGGGGCUCCUGAUAUGUGUGCUUUUUCCCGGACGAGCCUUGGUGUUUGCUGGCUCCUGGCAUGGACUUCGUACCAUUACCGGUAUUCUUUUAUUUCUUCCGCUAUACCGGCGAACGGAGAACUCAGUUGAAGAAUAGGGACCUUCCUACCUCCAAGGCAUCUACAAAGUUGUCUUUACUCAUUACUCAAUCCGAGCCGCUCGCUAGCACCCACUACUAAGUACCGGAAGUGUCAACAAAGCCGGAGACAAUGUCUGCCAAUACAACAACAACAACAACCCCUGCGACCGAGACCACUCCACGUUCGGAAUCCAACGAGGCACCGAAAUGUGCGAAAUGUGAAAAGACCGGGCCCGAAACCACAUCCGGGAGCCUCUUGACUUGCUCGCGCUGUCGUUCGACCAAAUACUGUUCCAAAGCGUGCCAGAAAGCCGACUGGAAGACGCACAAACGGAGCUGUGGACCCAACGGUCCGACCAACACGUCUUCGUCUUCUUCUUCAGGCCGAAGAGUUAAAGGCCUCCAGGUCGCCAUCGACAAGCCAUUCCAUGCCCUCCAUAGCAAGACGUGGCUGCACAACCGCCCCAAAGAAGACACUUACCGACUCCUGAUCGACUGCUUCCGUCUUCGGCAAGAGGACGAUUACAAGUUCUCUGGCGAAUUUUCUAUGGAAACCGAAGAUGGUGCCAGUGGGCGCCCGUUCCGACGAUUCCUAGCGAAAGCGAAGAGUCGCAACGGCGUGCUCCCUCCGUGGUGGACGGCGCAAGACGAUGAAGACGUCCUGAGCAUGGGAUUGUCCCGGAACGAGGAAUGGGCUCGAUUCAACGCCGGAGUGGAAAAGAGCGAUAUCAUCGAGCGAUAUGGCAAUCCGCAGAUGCCGAUGCAGCUCCGUCUGCUAGGAGAACAGAUCAUCGGUUCGGGCCCGGGAGGAAUGGGUGGAGAACACGUGAUACAGCUCCAGAUGCAGAUUGAGGCUGGAGAGCUCUAUGGAUCAAUGAUGGGACUGUGAGCAGGAAGAAUGAUGGAUGCAGUGCCGUUGUACGGGCGCUUCCCCGUAUAAGGUAGUAGUGAUACUCUGGGAUAGUACCAACACUCUGCUACUAUUUAUAUCUUACGGUGAAGUUGUCCAAUGACGCGAAGGACACACAUAGGCACUCCGUAGUACCGAAGGAAUCUCCAGAAAUCCUGGGGAUUAGGAUCCCAGCUUGUGGAAAAUCGAAACACGUGAUGAUAACCCUCUCUUGCCCAGGAAAAUGCAAGCUGGAGAGCCUAUGGGUGGCAGAAA